AAUGCGCAAACUCUUACGGAACGUAACUCGGACAAAUCGUGUAUUGCAAUUGAUUUUGUUGUGGCUCUUAUUAGCUGUAUUUUAAACAUCGAAUAUUUUAUAUAUUCCAGCGAAUAUUUUGUAUAAUGCGCAAGAUGGAUCAUUUAAUAAAGAUGCUUUCGCUGCUGAUACUCGCCUAUGCAACUUCAGUGCUGUGUUUAUGUAACGAAAAUCAGGUUUGUGUCACGGAACAACGCUGCAGUGAGUCAGAUGAUUCCGGUGCUGGAAUACUCGCACCACGGAGUCUAACACGCGCGUGCGGCACAUCCCUCGUCUGCUGCGACAACGAGCAGCUGGAGAGCUACGCCCGAAGCCAGGCGAGUGGCAAAAAGUUUACAUCAACAAGACAAUCAACCAAUGUGGUGAGUCAGAGCUCGGAGAAGCCGUUCGAUUUGAGCUCCUUACUGGAUUACAAAAGCUGUGACCAGGAUAGUCUGUGCGUACCCCGACAUCUGUGUAAAACUGGCGAAGUUAAUACAGAUGGUCGGUUUAUAAUUCAGCCCAAAAUAAAUAAUGCCAGCAACUCUGGCUGUGGAGUUUUCGAGAUUUGCUGCCCCUCGAAUGAGAGGCUGGUGGAGAGCGAGAGUUCCGUGCGACUCAAUGUGAAGGACUUCAAGUACAAGGGAUGUGGCAACAGCAAUCCCGGCGGACUCUACUACGCUUUGGUGGGCUAUAACGAUUAUGAGUCCCUCUUUGCCGAGUUCCCCUGGAUGGUUGCCCUGAUGGACAUGCAGACGAAUUAUGUUUGCGGCGGUACAUUGAUACAUCCCCGUCUGGUGCUGACCAGUGCCCACAAUGUGGCAAACCACAGCUCGGACACACUGCUAGCCCGUGCCGGUGAAUAUGAUUUGAGGAGCGACGGCGAGCCGCUUCCCUUUCAGACGCGCCGCUUGCGCGGUUUGUUUCGCCACGAGCGCUUUAACAAUUUGAAUUUUCAUAAUGACAUCGCACUGCUGGUGCUGGAGCAACCGUUUGACCUGGCACCACAUAUCCAACCGCUUUGUCUGCCGCCAACGGACAGCUCACAGCUGCAGGCACAGUUGCGCAGAGCUCAGUGCUUUGCCAUCGGAUGGGGUAAACGCAAUAUCAGCGAAAAUUUCACGGUACAGAUACUUAAACGCAUUGAUCUGCCUAUCCUGGAGCAUGGGCAAUGCCAGCAGCUGCUCCGCGAAACCAUUCUUGGAAGACGUUACAAGUUGGACGACAGCUUCAUUUGUGCCGGUGGCAUGGAGGGCAAGGACACGUGUAAGGGCGAUGGCGGAUCACCUUUAUUCUGCACCAUGGAGGGGCAACGGGAUCGCUAUCAGCUGGCAGGCAUUGUCUCCUGGGGCAUUGAGUGUACAAGGAAGGACAUUCCGGCCGCAUACACGAAUGUGCCAUACUUAAGAAACUGGAUUGAGGAGAAGGCCUGGAAAGAGGCCACCAUUGUGUUCAACUAAGACGGGCAGUAGCAGUGAAAUAACUUUUAUUAUUUGAUGGGACAAAAACUUGUGUUAGUAUUUUCAAGAAUUCAUUCAUUCACAUAAACUUAAUAAAAAAAUAUUCAAGAA
Molecule: messenger RNA, 1589 nt
Organism: Drosophila grimshawi
Lineage: Eukaryota; Metazoa; Arthropoda; Insecta; Diptera; Drosophilidae
Product: phenoloxidase-activating factor 2
Exons: 3
Coding region: 126-1478 (450 amino acids)
Biological process (GO): proteolysis
Molecular function (GO): serine-type endopeptidase activity
Source: RefSeq, a predicted model, not a curated record